This is a messenger RNA of Heterocephalus glaber (naked mole-rat), 1851 nucleotides long. It is a transcript of the gene Rras2, whose product is annotated as RAS related 2. Gene Ontology annotation, biological process: signal transduction. Gene Ontology annotation, molecular function: GTPase activity; GTP binding. Gene Ontology annotation, cellular component: membrane. The record is from RefSeq and is a predicted model, not a curated record. NCBI's taxonomy places the organism in Eukaryota, Metazoa, Chordata, Mammalia, Rodentia, Bathyergidae.
GCCGGGCCAGGCUGGGCUCGCGGCGUCCCCAUGGCUGCGGCCGGCUGGCGGGACGGCUCCGGCCAGGAGAAGUACCGGCUCGUGGUGGUCGGCGGGGGCGGCGUGGGCAAGUCGGCGCUCACCAUCCAGUUCAUCCAGUCCUAUUUUGUAACAGAUUAUGAUCCAACCAUUGAAGAUUCCUAUACAAAGCAAUGUGUGAUAGAUGACAGAGCAGCCCGGCUAGAUAUUUUGGAUACAGCUGGACAAGAAGAGUUUGGAGCCAUGAGAGAACAGUAUAUGAGGACUGGUGAAGGCUUCUUGUUGGUCUUUUCAGUCACAGAUAGAGGCAGUUUUGAAGAAAUCUAUAAGUUUCAAAGACAGAUUCUUAGAGUAAAGGAUCGCGAUGAGUUUCCAAUGAUUUUAAUUGGUAAUAAAGCGGACCUGGAUCAUCAAAGGCAGGUGACACAGGAGGAAGGACAACAGUUAGCACGGCAACUUAAGGUAACAUACAUGGAGGCAUCAGCAAAGAUUAGGAUGAAUGUAGAUCAAGCUUUCCAUGAACUUGUUCGGGUUAUAAGGAAAUUUCAAGAGCAAGAAUGUCCUCCUUCACCAGAACCAACACGGAAAGAGAAAGACAAGAAAGGCUGCCAUUGUGUCAUUUUCUAAGAAUCCCUUCAGUUUUAGCUGCCAACUGCCAGGGAAAGCCCUCAUCUCCUCCUCUCCUGCUUACGUUUUAUUAGGGAUGAAUCAGUUUUGGAACUGAAGUUAUUUGCCAAGCUGAAGUCAUAGGUUGUGAAAUACUUUUUAACUUCUGGAAUCAUAUUGCCUACUGUUACUCUAAAUAGAAACAUAAGGGUUUUUUUUUUUUUAAAUGUGAAUUUUUGCCUAUCCUUAAAAAUUUUGAUGUCAACUUUAUCUAACCUUAAAUACACUGAAUGAAAUCUACAAAAGUGAGACAUCUCAGACCUUUCUUGAUGCUACAGCUUUUGUUUUCCAGUGGCCAAAAAUACCAAAAUGUCUGUUGUAUUUAUGGAUUAAAAACUGUUAAUGAAGCCUUUGUUAUUACUCCUCCUCUUGAAGAUGAUAAUAUUCUCUGUGGCCAAGUAUUUGGACCCAUUCUGGACUUAGGCAUUUCACUGUAGUUUCUUAAUUUAAUGCUUUUCACACUCUUGCUAAUGGUAAGAAUGAGUAAUUUCUGUCUGUCUUCAUUUUCAAGUAUUUCUGGUUAAGGGAUUCAAAAAAAGUAAAACUUUUUGUUUGAUAUGAUAUAAAAUGUGGAAUUGAUCUUUCCAGAGUCAGAGAGGAUUAAUGUUUUUGGUAUAUACUUUUAUACAUUAUUUUCUUAUCAAACUAGUUAACAAGUAUUUUUAUAUGUUUGUAAGCAAAUGUGCUUUCACAGCAUACCCUGUGUAUAUGUAAAAAUAAGUAUUUAAUUCUCACUGUUCACUUUUAACUGACAAAGAAAAAAUGGAAACUGCAGAAACUGUGGUAGAAGUUUGACUUGCCAGUCUGGUCCUGGUUGUGUCCACCUUCAGCCAGUCGCGUCCCUACUCGAGAAACCUUCCCCUUAGAGAGUGGCAGGACAAGACUGCGUCGCUGUCAGGACCCCCCACUAGGUAUUGACUGCUGUGUCAAGUAUUAUGUGUAAAACCUUUGAUUGACAAUUUAGUAUAAUUGUGGAUGGUUUCUGAUUUUGUUUUUAAUUCUGUGGAUUGUGUUUAAACAAUUCAAAAGUAUAUUUCUGAUGAAGAGAUACUAAGUGCUGUCGCAUAGUUGUCACUUUAUUGAAUGUGUACAACAGUCCCAUGAAGUUUAUAAUGCCGACCUUGUAUAGCUUCAGGUGCUAGAAUUAAAAUUCAUCUGUUAUCACAA